CAUACAUACACUACGUGUACAACACGGUAGAGGAGAGAGGAGAAGCCGAAGAGGGUUUUUGGCUGCCGAGAGGAGCGAAGAGGCGGUAUAAGGCUACUACUGCGCCGCCCCGAGCUUUCCCUUCUCCUAACGGGCGAGAGAAGAAAAAGGAACAGGAGAAGGGUCCGUCGGAAGGAAGGAGAGGAUGAGCGGCGGCGGCGGUGGAGGAGGGCCUGGGAGCAAGGGGAACGGAGCGGCGUCGGCUGCCCCGAUCCCGGCGGGGUCCAGGAAGCUGGUGCAGAGCCUGAAGGAGAUCGUGAACUGCUCGGAAACGGAGAUCUACGCCAUGCUUCGGGAGUGUAACAUGGACCCUAACGAGGCCGUCCACCGACUCCUCUCGCAAGAUGCUUUUCAUGAGGUGAGGAGCAAGCGUGAUAAGAAAAAGGAGAUCAGAGAACCUCCAGAAUCCAGGUCUAGAACAGUGAACAACAGUUCAAGCCGUGGAGCUAGGGGCAGUGCUGAUCGUGGGGGCCGUAGUACUUCCCAAUCUAGUUCUGCUGUAGACUAUGGGGCUAGUAAAGGCAAGCUUAUACACAAGAAUGAAAAUGGUAUGAGUGCUGUUCUUUUUACAGCAUCAGUUCUGGAAUCUUCGAUGAUAUCGAGUAAUCUUCCUCAAAAGCCAACAGCUCCAAGCAAUUCUGCUUCUAUGGGAGAUACAAUACAGGCAGCAAACAUUGGUGAUGGAAUAUCUACGUUGGUGCAAUCUUCAUCUGGCUUCCAAAAUAGUUGGUUGGGGAAGCCAGGACACCUUUCUAUGGCUGAUAUUGUCAAGAUGGGUAGACCUCAAGGCAAACCUUCUGGCAUUCCUGUAGUGGCAAGUGAAAGAUCUGAUAUGGCACAAAAGGAAGCCAAGCAAUCCUCAACAGCAGUUCUGCCAUCAGAGGCAGACAAGUUAACGGAUUCCUUUCAAGAAUCCACUCAAGUUUCUGAGUUUAGUUAUGAUAUUGGAAUUGCCGAAGGUCAGCAAAUUUCUUAUGAUGGAUGGCCCCUUGAUGAGCAACCUACAGAGAGUGGGUCAACUCCACCAGAAAUAUCUGGUGCUUCUCCUGUUUAUGCAAACUCCUCAGAGUUGGCUUCAUCUAUUGAUGGAAAUAACUCUCAUAUAGGUUCUCAUUCAGAAGAGACCCAAGUGCCAGUGGAAGGUCAUCAUGAUAAAACUCUACCAGCAGAUUCCAGACCCAUAUCAAUCUCCUCCGACAUGCAGAUACUAGUUGACAAUUCUGCUGAUGCUGAUGCUUACCAUUUGAAUGAAGGCUUAUUAAAAAGUACAAAUUCCUACAAUUCUCGAAGGCUUGAACUUGAUCAUCAUGAAGGUUCUUUCCCAGCUGGUGAUAGUGUGGAUCUUUCAUCAGCUGCUGUAAACUUGGGGCAACUGAGUUUGCAUGAGGAGACUAGAACAGAACCUACUGUGGUUAGUCCUGCAGUAAUAAUUCCUGACCAUCUGCGGGUUACGAAUGCAGAUUGUGCACAUCUAAGCUUUGGUAGUUUUGUAUCCGGUGCAUUUUCUGGAUCUUUUCCAUCAAAGCAAUUAAAAAGCAACUUGGAAGUGGCUCCAGUCAUGAGUGAUGCUUCUUCAACAGACAAUUCUGACAUGAGAAAUCAUGAGUACUACAGUGACGAGCAGCUUAAUCCUACACUAAUUGAGAAUAUAGCUUCUAGAUCAAGCACUGGUUCAGAGAAUCUUGAUGUGCCUUCUGCAUCACAAACUGAAGUUGUGAAGAAUGAUCCAUUGGAUGCUACACAUGAGAUUCAGUACAACCUUCCAUCUGUUUCUAAUUAUGCAUUUCCGAGCUCUACACAACCAAAUGCUACAUCUUAUGCUUAUCCACAAGAAAAUUCACAAAUGCAGAGUCUUUCCCCUUUUCCAAGUUUAAUGCAACCCAAUAGCCUACAAAACAGUUUGUUAGCAGCAGGCAUUCCAUCUCUUCGAGAUUUUGAUAUGUCCUUGUCUCCCUUGCUCACUACGCAAUCAAUGCCUACAAGGCACAUUACAUCAUUGUCAUCCAUUGGUGGGCAAACCAUUUCCAUGUCUGAGGCUCUGAAUCCAGGGUUGUUUUCCAACCCUCAAUCAACUCCGCAAUCCUUGACGAGCACCACCAUGUUCACGAGCCCUGCACUCCAUCAACAUCUUCCUGUCCCUCAUUACUCUCAGCCUGCGCUUCCGUUGGGCCAUUUUGCCAAUAUGAUAAGCUACCCACCUUUUCUACCCCAGAGCUACACCUACUUGCCUUCAUUCCAACAAGCAUACACUGCAAACAGUCCAUUCCAUCAAUCUCCUGGUGCGGUGCCCGGUGCAGGCAUGAAGUAUUCACAGCCACAAUUUAAAAAUAGUCUGUCUGUGACUAGCCUACCUCAGGCUUCUGCCAUAGCCUCUGCUUAUGGAGGAUUAGGAAACUCUGCCAACAUUCCUGGGGGCUUUGCCCUAAACCACCAUACAAGUGGAUCUGCUAGCACAACAACCGGGUUCGAUGAAUCUUUAAGCUUGCAAAACAAAGAAGAGAGUCAUUACAUGCCUCCUCAACAGAGUGAGAACCCAAAUUUGUGGCUCCACAGUGCUGCUGGUUCGAGAGCAAUGCCGGCUCUUCCAGCAAGCACUUUCUACAACUAUCAGGGUCAGAGUCAGCAAAGCGGGUUUCGCCAGAGUCCGCAGGCUUCACACUUGGGAGCUUUAGGGUACCCAAACUUGUACCAUUCACCGGCAGGUCUGUCACGGGAACACCAACAAAACACUGGCGAAGGGAACUUGAAUGGACCUCCGACCACGCAGGCUCAUCCAGCAAACCAAAUCUGGCAACAUGGCUACUAAGCUGUUGCUGAUGACUCCCAGUUUGUGGGUCCUGGAGGAGUUUGCUUGCAGGUCUUCAUGGUUAGAACCCUUACAUACCCUAGCUGAAGCAUUCUAGACUCACCAACUAAAUGUAUCGCGGCUAAGCAGUUGUCGACUGGCUGCUAAUCUCAUUGGAUGAAGAGGGUCAUGCAUUCAUUCUAGGGGUUGAGUGUGUUUCAACUUUUGUAGUACGUGGAGUAAUUUAGACUUUGUUUCCUGUGAUAAAAACCCUUAACAUCUGCAGAUCUUCAAUGUAACAUUUGACCUUAGUCAUCUAACAAAAUGUGAUCUCUUAGGCCUACAGUUUGAUCUUUUUUAUUUCAAAAAA
This is a messenger RNA of Musa acuminata subsp. malaccensis (wild Malaysian banana), 3194 nucleotides long. RefSeq lists its product as uncharacterized. Gene Ontology annotation, molecular function: protein binding. Lineage: Eukaryota; Viridiplantae; Streptophyta; Magnoliopsida; Zingiberales; Musaceae. The record is from RefSeq and is a predicted model, not a curated record.